Molecule: messenger RNA, 324 nt
Organism: Exserohilum turcica Et28A
Lineage: Eukaryota; Fungi; Ascomycota; Dothideomycetes; Pleosporales; Pleosporaceae
Exons: 1
Coding region: 1-324 (107 amino acids)
Source: RefSeq, a predicted model, not a curated record
AUGGCCGCCGCGACCAGCACCCCGCGCCGGUGCAAGAUGGUGGCUCAUCUAAGCAUGUGUCGCGAGCGGCCAUGGCCACCUGCGCUUCGGCCGUACGCAGUGCUGGACAUGUCUACCAGCAGCCGCAGCGGGCUUGCAAGCGUCAUGGACGUCGAGCCCAGGCACGCCCUGGCCAAUGGCGGCGCGGCGCCGCUAGUGCUGCCAAACGUCAAUCCCCACGACGCUGACUACGCCCAUGUGCCACUCGCGCCUGCCAAGCCCUCGUUUCGAUAUACGCACCACUGUCCGCCCGAGACCCUGUACAUCACCCAAAGGGUCCCAUAG